UUUUGUUACAGCAUUCAUACCUCAUAGCCAUUGAAUCUGUUGUUUAAUUCAGUUAUCAUUCAAUUAAUUAUGGUUUUCAUGUGUCAAACCGAUAGUUAUCUCAAACAGUUCAAAACAAAUGUCAAAACAUGUAAAUCAAGUGAAUUGAAGUCAAAAGGAAACAAAUUGAAUGGAUUUGAAGUGACUCUCGAAGACACGAUUCUGUUCCCAGAGGGCGGCGGACAGCCUUCAGACUUUGGGACAAUUGAUGGCAAACAAGUAGUGGAUGUGCGACGUGAUGGCGAUAUUGCCGUUCAUUUUGUGGUAAGUGAUGGCCCUCUGGAAGUGGGCCGUCAGGUGGAUGUGGAGGUCGAUUGGAAGCGACGUUUCGAUCACAUGCAGCAACACUCCGGACAACAUCUGAUUACAGCCAUCGCUGAACAGACAUUCGCUUUGAAAACCACUUCUUGGAGUCUCGGCGAAGAGAUAUCGUCCAUAGAAUUGGAUGCGAAAGAAGUGUCUGAAGAGAGCGUUAGACGAUUGGAAAGCCUCGUGAAUGAGAAGAUCAGGGAAUCGGUUCCCGUUUCCAUCACUUUAUUUGAUAGAAAUGAUGAGAGACUGAAAGAGGUGUCAACGAGACUAUUGAUACCCGAAGACCAAAGCGGACCAAUCCGUGUCGUGUCCUUAGAAGGCAUCGACAGAAACACUUGUUGUGGAACUCAUGUCUCGAAUUUGAGUCAUUUGCAGUCCAUAAAACUUCUUUCGGCAGAAAAGGGAAAGAAAAACAAAACAAAUUUGUAUUUUUUGAGCGGAAAUCGAGUUCUUUUUUAUUUGGAUAAGUGUUACAAAAGGGAGAAAGCGCUCAACACUUCAUUGAAAUGCACUUCUGAUGACUUCAUGCCGAUGACCGAGAAAAUGAAAAAAUCUCUUAAAAUAUCACAAAAGAUCUUGAAUGAAGUGAAACAAGAAAUCAGUGACACUUUGGUUGUGUUGUCAGUGACCGACGAUAGCACUGAUCUCAACAGCUCUGGACAGUUAGCUUUGGCCGGCAAUCAGGAACUCAUCCAACAAUUCAUUCCAAAUAAAGGGUGUACUAAAGGAUGGAAAAUAUUCGGCAAAAGUGGCAAAUUUGUCGAAAAGAGCAAAAUUAGAUGA
This is a messenger RNA of Oppiella nova, 1134 nucleotides long. The record is from the annotation of a GenBank genome assembly. NCBI's taxonomy places the organism in Eukaryota, Metazoa, Arthropoda, Arachnida, Sarcoptiformes, Oppiidae.